Polyodon spathula (Mississippi paddlefish) is the source of this 2075-nucleotide messenger RNA. RefSeq names its product THAP domain-containing protein 5-like. Gene Ontology annotation, cellular component: nucleus. The record is from RefSeq and is a predicted model, not a curated record. The coding region runs from base 70 to 1194 and encodes 374 amino acids. Lineage: Eukaryota; Metazoa; Chordata; Actinopteri; Acipenseriformes; Polyodontidae. The transcript has 3 exons.
AGUGUGUGAGAAGUGUAGACGUUUGUAUUGUUUGUUUUUGUGUCUUGUAUUAAGCCCGCAGUUUGUGAUAUGCCCCGUUACUGUGCUGCAAAUUUCUGUAAAAAUCGUGGAGGCCUGUCUUCAAAAGAUAAUAGGAAAAUUAGUUUCUAUCCGUUUCCACUGCAAGAUAAAGAAAGGCUUCAGAAAUGGACAGUGAACAUGAAACGAGGAGCGUGGCUCCCCAGUAAACAUCAGUAUUUAUGUAGUGAUCAUUUCACUCCAGACUCCUUUGAUGUGCGCUGGGGUAUACGGUAUCUGAAGCACAGUGCUGUACCUACAGUUUUUGCAUUCUCGCAUGAUCGACAUGGCUCACAAGCAGUACAGGAGGAAUGGUGUAGGCCACAUACAAGAAAGAAAAAAGCAGUGCCAAAGGAAAAGGCAGCUGAUAGCAAUGACAUAAAUGCAUUUGUCAAACCUUCUCUUUCAACAAAGAAAAAAUCUUUGCUUUUAAAAAAGCAAGAUAAAACAGAAAAAGCAGCCAGCCCUCAAAUUGAAUGUGUUGAAAAGGAAAACUCAGAGACAGCUCACCCUGUAGAAUCAGAAGGACAAAACUGCCAAAAGGAAAACAAAAAAGUAAAUGACCAGGAAGGUGCACAUUCUUUUGAGAUACAUAACACAAAUGCUUCAGCUGUAGACACCACAAACAAUUCACAAGAUGCAAAAGAGCUGAAGGAAAAGUUCAUAUCAGUCAAGUCCGAGCCCCCAUCUGAGAAUGAGUCCACUGAAAAGCUGCUUGAUUCAACAUUUCCAAGCACUUGGGAGUCUGUUGGAAACCGAGCUCCAUGUCACUCUGUCGAACGAACGAAUGAAACUUUAAAUACAGAUAUCAUUACAGGUCCUGUUGGGCAUAAUGAAGAAAUUUGUGAUUUAGUUGAAUCUCCUGAAACACAGCAGUGCGCUGACGCAGAUCAGAUUUUUUUUUCUGAACAUUCGUAUUGCAGACAGGACACUGACAAGGAGCAUCUAUGGAAAAAAAUUGCCAGUCUACAUGAAAAGAUAACAGAGCUGGAGAAAAACGAAGAGAGAACAGUAGCUAAACUUAACUCACUUGCUAAUCUUAUUACACAUUUAAAGCAGGAGAAUAUUGUUUCUGAAGAGAAGUUGAAGGUUUUGGAGAACUAUUUUACAACACUUGAGUUUUCUAUGGUGCAAUGAUUUGAAGCAGGGUACCACCACAUGUUUAAACAGUGUCCUGUAAGUUGAAAGAGUGAUGAAAUAGCAUUGGAAAUUAAGUUUAACUGCUUGAUGGUAAUGUAAGCAUUACAUUUAGUACUAAUGAAAUGGGGUAUAGCUAAUACAAUAAUUCCAUUAGUAAUACUUGUUUACUGAGCUUCCAUUUGCUAUUUUAGUCAUGUACCAUAUAUGCAGUUUUGAAAGAAAUGCAAGUUAAAAAAUGCAUUUUAAUUAAUAACUUCUGAUACCAGUUCAACUUUUCAUAUAAAAUGCACCGUUAAUUUUAUAACAUUAAAAUACAUGUUGCCAUAACAUAGUGUAGGCUUCUUUCAAAACUGCACACAAGACUAACAUAGCCAACACCGUAGAAGUGCUUAAGUACCGCCAGUGGUCCAGGUUUUUGUUUCAACCAGUGCACUGGAAAACAAGGCAUAUUUAAAACAAAUAUUUAGUUCCUAGUUUGAACAAAAUCUGGACUAUUGGUAUUAUUUGUGAACCAGGAUUAAAAACCCUGUUGGUGUAGUCCCAUAGGUUAGCCUUGGAAACAUUUCUGUUUUGAACAAUUACAAUAUUCAAACUGAUGGUCUGUCUUUAAUUCAAUGUACUACACGUGUUCACUCAUAUUUAUCAAUACAAAUUGAAAGUACACAAAUAAAUGUUUUGAUUGGUUUCUAAACGUCUCUUUUUGGCCAACAAAACUUACCUGACUUAUAAAUUAAACCAAUGUUUAUUUUAUUAUUUUUUUUUUCUAAUUUUUUUUCUGCAGUUCAAAAUAUUUCACAAUGCAUAGCAGUGAGGCUGACAUUUAUAUAUGUAUACAGUAGUGCCCGGCUGGGCAACCGUAUACGUUGAACCCCCAAGAA